Nasonia vitripennis (jewel wasp) is the source of this 1852-nucleotide messenger RNA. It is a transcript of the gene Idh3b, whose product is annotated as isocitrate dehydrogenase [NAD] subunit beta, mitochondrial. The record is from RefSeq and is a predicted model, not a curated record. Gene Ontology annotation, cellular component: mitochondrion. Gene Ontology annotation, molecular function: magnesium ion binding; NAD binding; oxidoreductase activity, acting on the CH-OH group of donors, NAD or NADP as acceptor. Gene Ontology annotation, biological process: tricarboxylic acid cycle; isocitrate metabolic process. The transcript is spliced from 7 exons. Bases 362 to 1483 code for a protein of 373 amino acids. NCBI's taxonomy places the organism in Eukaryota, Metazoa, Arthropoda, Insecta, Hymenoptera, Pteromalidae.
UUCAAUUAGAAAGUCGUCGUCGCUUGAUACGGCUUAUAGGCAGUUUGAAAGUAGUUUGGUUUGAAUUUUUUGUUGGUAAUGGUUUUUUGCGAACGGCUCUAUUUUCACGUUGAAACAUACGCCAACUGGACAAUACCGUAACCGGGAAUACAACAAAAGGAACUGUAGAAAGCUUAGUCACAACCAACAACAAAAAAAUCCAGGGAAAAACCCGUAGACGACGCUCUAUACUUAUAAGGAAACUCCCAAGGCCCGAUGGCGCGAAGCUACACCCCUGAGGCGCGCGAUUUCGGCUGCUCCGCAGCUGCAAGCAUCAGGAUCGUUUUCUCUCUCCCGUUCGGCUGAUCCGUCUCCCAAAAAAAUGGCUCUGCUAGUGAGGAACGUCUGCAAAGUAUUGGGACAGGCUCCCCUCAAAAGCUCUGCGAGGACUAUUCACAUUGGAUCUGUAAGGUUUCUAGAGUCUAUCGAACCAGGACACAAGACAAAAUGUACUUUGAUCCCAGGAGACGGUGUUGGACCAGAGCUGGUUGUCUCUGUGCAACAUAUUUUCAAAGCAGCAGAUGUUCCGGUUGAGUUUGAACCUUACUUCUUGUCAGAAGUUAACCCCACGCUUAGUGUUCCCUUGGAACAGGUUUCCGGCAGUAUCGCCAGGAAUGGAGUGUGCCUUAAAGGCAUAUUGGCAACACCCGAUCACUCUCACACUGGAGAAUUGCAGACAUUGAACAUGAAACUACGUAAAGAACUUGAUCUUUACUCAAACGUAGUCCAUGUAAAAUCCUUACCUGGAAUAAAAUCAAGACAUAAGAAUGUAGACUGUGUCAUUAUUAGAGAACAAACGGAAGGUGAAUACUCUGCUCUUGAGCAUGAAUCUGUUCCAGGAGUUGUCGAAUGUCUAAAAAUCGUUACUGCCACCAAGAGUCAGAGAAUUGCCAAAUUUGCCUUUGAUUAUGCAGUCAAGAAUAACCGAAAGAAGGUAACAUGUGUUCACAAGGCCAACAUUAUGAAACUUGGAGAUGGUUUGUUCUUAAAAUCUUGCCAGGAAAUUGCUAAGCUGUAUCCCAGGAUCCAAUUUGAAACCAUGAUUGUUGACAACUGCACGAUGCAAAUGGUCUCAAAUCCUCACCAGUUUGAUGUCAUGGUCACACCCAAUUUGUAUGGUAACAUUGUUGACAAUCUUGCAUCUGGGUUGGUUGGAGGUGCUGGUGUUGUAGCAGGUGCUAGUUACAGUGCUGAGUGUGUCGUUUUUGAGCCAGGUGCGAGACAUACCUACUCAGAGGCUGUAGGAAAGAACGUCGCUAACCCUACUGCUAUGAUCCUGUGCUCUGUGAAACUCCUGAACCAUCUGAACUUGAGGAAGUAUUCUGAACAAAUCAGAGAUGCGUUGAACCGCGUUCUGAAUGACGGAAAGUACCUUACAAAAGACUUGGGUGGACAAAGCUCAACCACAGAGUUCACCCAUGCUGUGAUCAAUAGCCUGCGCUAAUUUAUUUAUUUAUUUGUUAAUUUCAAAGGAGAUCAAACUCUGUAGGAUAUUCUAGGGCAAACCUUGAUAAGGUCAAAAUUUUUCUCUCACUUAAAGCCCGUUGCAUUUGGUCAUUGAAAGCAAAUAAUCAAUAAUUUUAAUUUUAAAAUGAAAUAACGAGCAAAAUAUACAUCGAUGACCGACAAGCUUUGACUUAAAGAGUGAUCUUAUUGAUUAUAGAAGAAAAAAUAUUUAAGUGUUAAAACCAAAGCUCUGUGAAAUACAGUUACUAUAAAAAUCAGUAUAACGGCGAGAUUCACCGUUUGUUGUUUCAUAGCAAAUUGUAACAUACGCGAAUUGUAACAUAAUAAAUUACACAAUACUGUUUAA